Molecule: messenger RNA, 2579 nt
Organism: Tigriopus californicus
Lineage: Eukaryota; Metazoa; Arthropoda; Copepoda; Harpacticoida; Harpacticidae
Product: polycystin-2-like protein 1
Exons: 12
Coding region: 61-2529 (822 amino acids)
Biological process (GO): detection of mechanical stimulus
Cellular component (GO): membrane
Molecular function (GO): calcium ion binding; calcium channel activity
Source: RefSeq, a predicted model, not a curated record
AGUAAUCAGUUGCACGUCUUUACACAUUCACACUGUUUAGUGACCCUGCAACAGUCAAUUAUGGAGGGGGAUCUAGUGGGUGUGCCAUCAAGGCCAGGGAGUCACACCUCCCAGCUACGUUCAAGGCCAGCCAGUAAAACCUCAAGACCUGUAAGUCACGCGUCUCGAGCAGAAUCAAGGCCGGGUAGUCAUGUCUUUCACCAACCAUCUCGACCGACCACCGGAACUUCUCAAAAAGCUUGGGGCGAGUUUGAUGAAGACCCCGAUUUGCUUAUUGAUGUGGAUGAACAGUGCGACUAUGAUGGCGAUGAUUGUUGUGUGGUUGAGGCUGUGGAGGAUGAGGACGAAAUGUUCCACAAAGAUUCUGCCUACUUGUUUGGUCCUGACCGUGAAGCUCCAACCAAGAGUUGCUGGGGUUUUUUCAUGCGCUGUUGCGGCGGGAUGUGGUCGACCAGAGAGAUGAACACCUCCACAGAUCGAGAACUAUAUGUCAGGACCACCAUCCGGGAAUUGGUUGUCUAUUGUGUCUUCAUUGGCAUCCUUUCAAUCAUGACAUUUGGAACAACUUCUUCACAACAAUAUUAUUACACUAACAUUAUGGAAACCUUGUUCAAGGAGGCUAAAUCGGUUCAAAAUACGCAGGACUUCUGGAAGUUCGUUCAAAACGACUUUUUGGACAAGCUUUAUUGGGAAUACACUUACACCAAUGGAGAGAGCACGAAUUUUAUUUGUCCAGGGGGCGACGAAGCCGUUGGACCCUGUCCUAUUACAAACAGUGACACCAACAUCCUUUUCGAAAAUCGAUUACUUGGGGUGCCAAGGAUAAGGCAACUGAGGGUCAAAAAUGGAUCUUGUGAGUUGCACGCAGAGGUUCAAAGGAUUACGAAAACUUGCUACGACAGUUACGCCGUGAAGCACGAGAACAAAUCCACCUUCGGGAUUAAUGACACGAUAUUGGAACCUCAGUUCUCCUCAAUGACAGCGUGGGAAUUCACGGAGGGCGACGAUGAAAAAUUAGAAGGGGUCAGCUUUAGUGCCAAACUAGCUACCUAUUCUGGAGCUGGCCAUUUCCAAGACCUCCGGUCCACUCGUAACGAAACUGAGGCCAUCCUGGAGGAGCUCAAGCAAGGUCUUUGGGUCACCCGGGCUACGAGAUUUGUGGCAAUUGACUUCACCGUUUACAACGCCAAUUUGAACUACUUUUGCAUCAUCAAGCUAGCCUUCGAAUUUCCGGCGACAGGUGGCGUGAUACCACUGAUGUCGUUCCAGACCGUGAAACUUUUGCGAUAUGUGACACAAUUUGACUACUUUGUUAUGGCUUGUGAGAUCUGCUACAUUGUCUUUAUCUUGUACUACUGCGUUGAGGAAAUCAUUGAGAUCAACCAUAGUAGGAUCAAGUACUUCAACAACAUUUGGAACAUCUUGGACAUUGUGGUGAUUGUGAUUUCAAGUCUGACAAUGGCGGUGAUCGGAUUCUCUAUUUACGUGGUUGAGAGCAAUUUAGGCGAACUUCUUUCUGACCCAGACAAAUUUGCCAACUUUACACAACUCGGAUUUCUAGCCUUGAUCAUGGACAGUGCCAUGGCGGUCAACAUCUUCUUUGCCUGGAUCAAGUUCCUGAAAUACAUCUCUUUCAACAAGACCAUGACACAAUUGACCAAAACCCUUUCCCGAUGUGCUAAGGAUGUGGCAGGAUUCGGAUUGAUGUUUGGCAUAUUCUUUAUUGCCUUUGCUCAAGUGGGAUAUCUCAUUUUUGGCUCCAGUAUGCAAGACUACAGUUCAAUGACGGACGCCGUGUUCUCGUUGCUCCGAAUCAUUUUGGGCGACUUUGACUUCAAUGAGAUGGAACAGACUGAGCGAUACCUGGGACCCCUUUACUUCAUUGCUUACGUCAUGAUUGUGUUCUUCAUUCUGAUUAACAUGUUCUUGGCCAUCAUCAACGACACCUACACGGAAGUGAAAGCUGAGAUUGCAGCCCGGAAAACUGUGUAUGAAAUCGGGGAUUACUUUGCACGGGGCUAUAACAACAUCAUUGGGCAGUUGGGCGGACCUCGGAAUCGAGCUAUUGAUCUGGAGAACGCUCUCAAGUUGGCCAAUGACGAUGGUAACCUCACCUACGAAGAAGUCCGACAAAACCUCAAAAAAGCCAACUUCAGUGAAAUGGAGAUUGAGUUGUUCAUGGCCAAGUAUGACAAAGACGGAGAAGGACUGAAUGCAGCAGAGAUAGAAGACCUAGUAGAAGACCUCGACAAUGGUGAAUAUGAUGAACCAGAUCUGCUUGAAGAAGGCGAGACUGAGCCCACAGCUGAGGAGGAGAUCGAUGGAGAAGAAGCUCCUUUGCCCCUGACCAAACCAACCGACGAGGACAUCGAAGAGUUAGAGGAGAGGAUUGACCGCAUGGAAAGCGCCUUCGCUGUCAUUGUGAACAAGAUCGACUUUGUCCUGGAUAAGAUGGAACGUGUGCAGAGUGGGAUUGCUCGCAAACGAGCAGCCAUGGAUAUGCUCUUUGCUCCUGGCUCGUUGCAAUAACUGAGAGCUUGCUGAUUACGGACAAAUGAAAUAAACUAAGGUCAAGAUUG